UUGAGGGUACUGAAUUUAAAAUCAAACAUAUGUUGCAAAAUGAAUGCUUCAAAAUUAUAAUUUGCGCAAACGUAACCGGGAUUGUUUUCGCAUUCAGGUUGUUCACGAAUGUCGUCCAGAGCGUGUUUUGUUUUUAGAUUUUUUUAUUUACCGACCGCAGCUUCUGCGCUCUGACGUGACGCGACUUUUACAAGGGAUCCUGGGAAGCUCCUACGCGUGGCCCAUCUGAGCUCGGUGUGGACCGGGAACCGCUUUCACCAGCUAACUCCACAGGUCUUGAAGUGCGAAAGUUAACCAGCUGAAUAACUCUGCCUCUUCUCUGGGUAACCGGCAAGUCUGUUGGUGUCAUGCCUGGCAAAAAGACUCCCAGUAAGAGGAAGCCAGAGAGAAACUUGGAGGAUGAGAAAGAAUCUAAGAAAGUGAAAGUGUUCCACCGCAGUCAUGGGAAAGAGACCGGGCAGGUUUUGGUGCUAGGCCAGGGCGAUGUUGGACAGCUUGGUUUGGGAGAGGACAUCAUGGAGAGGAAAAAGCCGGCCUUGGUAACCUUACCGGAAGGAAUUGUACAAGUCGCAGCUGGUGGCAUGCACACUGUCUGCCUCACCGACAGUGGCAGUAUCUACACAUUUGGUUGUAAUGAUGAGGGUGCCCUUGGUCGAGAGACGACAGAAGAGGGGACUGAGAUGGUUCCAGGGAAGGUGAUUUUGGAGGAGAAGGCUGUUCAUGUGUCUGCUGGGGACAGCCACACAGCAGCACUCACAGAAAAUGGAACGGUGUUCCUCUGGGGUUCCUACAGAGAUAACAAUGGUGUUAUUGGUCUUUUGGAACCCAUGAAAAAGUGCACCCGUCCAGUCAAAGUCCCCAUAAAAGAACGUGUUAUAAAAAUUGCAUCAGGUAACGACCACAUUGUAAUGCUGACACUGGGAGGGGAUCUCUAUACAUCAGGCAGUGGAGAGCAGGGGCAGCUAGGAAGGGUGCCUGAGUGGUUUACUGACAGAGGAGGGAGAAAAGGCCUUUCCCGGUUGCUAAUACCACAGGUGGUAAAAGUGAAGGGCAAAGUUCACUUCACAGAUGUCUUCUGUGGGUCCCACUUUACUUUUGCUGUGUCCAAAGAGGGCUAUGUGUAUGGGUUCGGUCUGUCCAACUACUACCAGCUUGGGACUGAUAGCAUCAAGACGUGUUUUACCCCUGUGAAACUGAGUUGCUUCAAGAACUCGACCACCUCCUGGGUGGGCUUCUCAGGAGGACAGCACCACACACUCUGCCUUGAUGCUGAAGGACAAGUCUACAGCCUUGGCAGGGCAGAGUAUGGCCGUUUGGGCCUAGGCCAAGGCGCUGAGGAGAAGAGCAAGCCCACACUUGUUGCUGGGUUGGAGCUGGCUAAUGGAGUGAAUUGUGGUGCGUCUGUUAGCUAUGCUGUUACUAGAGAAGGGUCUCUGUAUGCCUGGGGAAUGGGCACCAACCUCCAACUUGGCACAGGGGAGGAAGAUGAUGAGUGGACUCCUGUUAAAAUGACGGGCAAGCAGCUCGAGAACCGCACAGUACUAAUGGUAUCCAGUGGAGGUCAACAUACAGUCCUCUUGGUCAAAGACAAACAAGAGAGCUGAUAUCCUCCUCAUGGUCAGGGGUUGAUGCGUAAUGUGUUGGACUGUUGCCAUCGAGGGUUCUUUGUGAAGAUACCUUUAUCUGUGGGGAGAGGCUUAGCCUUAAUAUUACUUUCUGUGCUGAGCCAGGCAAGCCUUAAAGGUGCAAGGCAGUGGAGGAAAAGGGGAGAUUAGGCCCCAUUUUAGAAGAGCUCUCUACUCAGAAUGGGGGGGGGGGGAAUGUCCUCAGAUGUUUUCUGUAGCUCAUUACUUAAAAAGAGAGACUUAUUUUUUUAAAUCAAGCUGUAUGUGGAUGUUUUUUUUUAAAGUAUGAGGGUGUGUGUGCAUAAGGGAAAUAAUGGGCAAGCCUUUGUGUGAAAUUCUGUGCCACUACCUUUGCAAAGGUUUCCAUUUGCUUUGAAGAAAUAAAAGUCCAUCUCUACGUUGUUUAAAAUGAUUUAACUCAAGGACCCUUUUUUUUUUUGUCUGAAUUUGUAUUUAGCUUUAGCAUAAAAAAACUGGUACUGUUUGGACAUUAAAGCACCAUUUCAUACAGUAACACGCUGUUUUUGUUUGCCCUAUCUGAAUAAAGAUAAAAUUUUAAUUAUUUGAACUAUCUUGUUACUUAAUGCUUUGCAGUAUCCCCAAUCCAGUUAACAGUAUGCAGUACUCACAGUAUUCCACGGAUAGCAUGCCUGCCGGGGGGGAAACCCACCCAAAAGCAAAAUUCACUUGAUUGCACUAAUCUAUGAGAGUUUGUUGAAGGUAAAUUUUGCUGACAGAUAAAAUUAACAAUAAAUGCCAAGACUGUAGAUUCAGUUAA
This is a messenger RNA of Lampris incognitus (smalleye Pacific opah), 2403 nucleotides long. RefSeq names its product regulator of chromosome condensation 1 (gene rcc1). Lineage: Eukaryota; Metazoa; Chordata; Actinopteri; Lampriformes; Lampridae. The record is from RefSeq and is a predicted model, not a curated record. Bases 348 to 1604 code for a protein of 418 amino acids. Gene Ontology annotation, molecular function: guanyl-nucleotide exchange factor activity. The transcript is spliced from 10 exons. Gene Ontology annotation, cellular component: cytoplasm.